Molecule: messenger RNA, 2806 nt
Organism: Bactrocera dorsalis (oriental fruit fly)
Lineage: Eukaryota; Metazoa; Arthropoda; Insecta; Diptera; Tephritidae
Gene: stw
Exons: 10
Coding region: 272-2593 (773 amino acids)
Biological process (GO): iron ion transport
Cellular component (GO): plasma membrane
Molecular function (GO): copper ion binding; oxidoreductase activity
Source: RefSeq, a predicted model, not a curated record
UGGUGCUUAAGCGCGGGGCGUGUAUCUCGUACUCUGGAUUAGCUGUUGGUUGGACGCAGUGAAUUAACUGGUUGGAUAUCGCCCAUAUCGCUGAACCUUAAUCCAAAUUUUGUGCUACUUCUGAAGUGAGUGUACGCAACAAACUAUUUGUUCGAGAAAAAAGCGCAUAAAUUCAAAAGCAAAAUAUAUAUUUUUUAAACACUAAAAAAUUCUUGUUUGGAAUUGAAAAGAAAACUGCAAAAUAUUGUGUUGUGCCAAAAAAAUAUUCACGAUGUAUAAGAAAAUGUCGGUCAAGUGGAAAUUGUUUAAUGGAUUACAAGUGUCAGCUGUUCUGUUGGCGCUGAUUGCACUUAACACGGAUAUACAAACAGUGCAGGCGGUACGUGUGAGCGGACAACGCGGCAAAGAUCAAGCGACUGCCGGCUCGCUGUUCACACCACGCAUCGCGACCACAUCACCAUUGGAGUCACCAUUCUUCUCAGCCACACAUGGCGUCGUACAGACACAUCCCUCAUUGGGCGCCAGCAUACCCAGUCCACUGCCUUUGAAUGGCAAUAGUUUGGGUAGCGGUGGCGGUCUGUCCAAUACGCUCAGUGUUGGCAGUGGUUAUCUGAAUUCGCGUGGCAAUUUGCCAAAAUUCAAUACAGCACGGUAUCCGACUAUUGCGAACACAGUAGUCGAUCCAAAUCCACAAUCGCCAUUCCGUCAUUUGGAUUUCUCCACUAGUGCCACCGCCGAAUUAAGGCGCAAUCCGACAUUAUCGGCGCCAGAUGAGUGCGCACGUGCCUGUCGUGAGGGUGAACCACCACGUAUCUGCUACUAUCAUUUCACUAUGGAAUUCUACACCGUGCUGGGCGCCGCUUGUCAGGUGUGCACACCGAAUGCCACCAACACCGUGUGGAGUCACUGUCAAUGCGUGCUUGCCGAUGGUGUUGAACGCGGUAUACUCACCGUGAACCGUAUGAUACCCGGUCCCAGUAUACAGGUGUGCGAGAAUGACAAAGUUGUUAUCGAUGUGGAAAAUCAUAUGGAAGGUAUGGAGACAACAAUACAUUGGCACGGCAUUUGGCAGCGCGGCUCACAGUACUACGACGGUGUGCCAUUCGUGACACAGUGUCCCAUACAGCAAGGCAACACGUUCAGAUAUCAAUGGACUGGUAAUGCCGGUACACACUUUUGGCAUUCUCAUCAUGGUCUGCAGAAAUUGGACGGUAUUUACGGCAGCAUUGUAGUGCGUCAGCCCCCAUCACGUGAUCCCAACUCACAUUUGUACGAUUUCGAUUUGACCACACACAUUAUGUUGAUUAGCGAUUGGUUGCACGAAGAUGCCGCCGAACGUUAUCCCGGUCGUUUGGCCGUCAACACCGGUCAAGAUCCCGAAUCGGUGCUAAUUAACGGCAAGGGACAAUUCCGUGAUCCCAACACCGGUUUCAUGACAAAUACACCACUCGAAAUAUUCACCAUUACACCCGGACGCCGUUAUCGUUUCCGUAUGAUUAACGCUUUCGCAUCCGUGUGCCCGGCUCAAGUGACAAUUGAGGGUCAUACGAUGACAGUGAUUUCCACCGAUGGUGAACCAGUACAACCCGUUGAUGUGAAUACAAUUAUAUCAUUCUCAGGCGAACGCUAUGACUUCAUUAUCAAUGCCAAUCAACCUGUCGGCGCUUACUGGAUACAGGUGCGCGGUCUGGGUGAAUGUGGCAUUCGUCGCGCUCAACAGUUGGGCAUUUUGCGUUAUGCGCGCGGCCCCUAUCAACCAGCAUCGGCUCCGCCAACCUACGAUGUCGGCAUACCACAGGGUGUGGUCAUGAAUCCGCUGGACGCACAAUGUAAUGCGCCUAGAAAUGAUGCCGUGUGUGUGAGUCAACUGAAGAGUGCUUUGGAAAUCGAUCGUGGUCUCUUGGCGGAGAAACCAGAUGUGAAGAUCUUCUUGCCAUUCCGUUUCUACGUUUAUCGUCCAGAAGAACUGUUCCAGCCCAACACUUACAAUCGUUAUUUGGUUGCGCCCACUGGCGAUCACGUCAUCUCACUGAUCGACGAGAUCUCGUACUUGUCACCACCAGCGCCACUCACUUCACAGUUCCAUGAAAUCAAUCCCGAACAGUUUUGUAACGGUGAUAAUCGUCCGGCAAAUUGCGGCCCCAAUUGCAUGUGCACGCACAAAAUCGAUAUACCGCUGAAUGCGAUCGUGGAAAUGGUGCUGGUUGAUGAAGUUCAACAACCCAACUUGUCACAUCCAUUCCAUUUGCACGGCUACAGUUACAGUGUCAUUGGUAUUGGACGCUCGCCGGACACCAGUGUUAAGAAGAUUAACUUGAAACACGCCCUGGACUUGGAUCGACGCGGUCUGCUGCACCGUCAAUACAAUUUGCCACCACAAAAGGACACAAUACCAGUGCCAAAUAAUGGUUAUGUUGUAUUGCGUUUCAGAGCGGAUAAUCCCGGUUUCUGGUUCUUCCAUUGUCACUUCCUCUUCCACAUAACGAUCGGCAUGAAUCUCGUUUUGCAGGUCGGCACGAACGCCGAUUUGCCACCAGUGCCACCAGGCUUCCCCACGUGUGGUGAUCACAAGGCGCCCAUACCCAUUAAUUAAACAUAACAUAACCUAAAUGGUGCCAAAUUCUUUCUAGACUUCAUCUAGCGUAUAGAAAGUGAAAGAAAAUAAAAUUUAGUAAAAAAUAUUAAUAUAAACAAGCCACAAAAGAUGAUACCUUAUAAUAUUGUAAUAAAAAUAAAUGUGCUUUGUACAAAUAAAAAGAGCCACGAAGCGUAAAGCGAAAAGAGCACAGAAUUCCAAUAAAAAUAA